Messenger RNA from Antrostomus carolinensis (chuck-will's-widow), 1114 nucleotides. Its product is annotated as patatin-like phospholipase domain-containing protein 2. The annotation marks the transcript as partial. The transcript is spliced from 6 exons. Gene Ontology annotation, cellular component: cytoplasm; membrane; lipid droplet. Gene Ontology annotation, biological process: triglyceride catabolic process; lipid homeostasis. Gene Ontology annotation, molecular function: triacylglycerol lipase activity. NCBI's taxonomy places the organism in Eukaryota, Metazoa, Chordata, Aves, Caprimulgiformes, Caprimulgidae. The record is from RefSeq and is a predicted model, not a curated record.
CGCUAUGUGGAUGGAGGAAUCAGUGACAACUUACCUCACUAUGAAUCUAAGAAUACCAUCACAGUUUCGCCUUUCGCUGGGGAGUGUGAUAUCUGUCCAAAGGGACAUUCUGCCAGCUUUCAUGAAAUGAAUGUGACCAACACCAGUAUUCAGCUUAGUUUGGGGAACCUUUAUCGUUUAACACAAGCACUCUUUCACUUUCCACCAGAACCUAAGGUACUAGGAGAGAUCUGUGAGCAAGGAUAUUCAGAUGCUCUUAAAUUCUUGACAGAGAACGGUAUUCUGAAAGACUCAGUUCAUAUCCACUUGUCCUUCACAAAAAGAAAUCCUCAUGAGGCUGCACAACAUGUUGACCCUAUGAAGAAAAAAAAAUUGACAGAAAAUAACAGAGUAGAAACUUUGAAAAUGGAAGUACUUAAUGACCAGCUGAAGCAAAAUCCAUGGCCUUUGGAGAAGAGCAUAUUUGAGAGUCUUCCUCCUAGACUUCGUAAAGCACUGCAGGAAGCUUGUAAAGAACAGAAUGGAUUCUAUGCUCAGUUCUCUAAAUUCUUCCCAAUGCGAGUGAUAUCCUAUCUGAUGCUACCAUAUACGUUACCAGUAGAGUCCGCUUACUCUGUUGCUUUACGGUUAGUAAACUGGUUUCCUGACAUGCCUGCUGAUGUUCGAUGGAUGCAAGAACAGCUUUGUCGGAUUGCUGGUACAGUUUAUUCCCAGGCUAAAAGCAAGCUAUUCUCUACAGCCAGGAAAGACCAUUUGGCAUCACUAAGAAAAUGUCAAACUGUCCCAUCUUCUAUGGAACGUCAUUCUUCAUACUGCCACCUUAAAAUGCCUCACUCUUCUGCGGACCUUGAAACCUGGCUCUGGGAAUCUUCAUGCUUCAUGCAUUCAGCUAUGAAAAAUGCUUCUGCUAACAUGCAGGAGCAUUCAGACUUAAGCUCCUAUCCUAAUUUUCUCCCAAAUUCUGAUGAGUCUGGGUUGGAAAUAGAUUUUGACUCUUCCUCAGAGACAAGUUUCCAAACUGCUCCAGAAUAUUAAUUUGGAAGUAGAUUGCAGUUUCAAAAAUUCCAAUUUGGUGGAGAAAUUUAAAUUCUAAAGGACUAAAGAUGACUUUUUU